CUUAGGGCGGCUCAAACCAACUGCAAAACACCACACACUACAACACAACGCUACAUACCGCAGAACGACGACAAUAUGGCAUCCCGACCAAGCCCUAUAUUCUCAUCCAUUCUACGCCAGAUCCGCGCUCAGCCCCACCGUGGAUCCCCGCUCCGCGCGCCUCUCCCAUCCCGCGCUCGCCUCCCACAACCCUUCAUCGCAAACACCAUCGCGGCCCGCGCAGCCCAUUCGAUCCCUCGCCCGUCGCCCUCACAAGCUUCGCAAACGUCGCAACCUAAGCCGAAAAAAUCCUCGCACACUGGCGACGCCCCGAAGAGCGAGGGUGCCCGCCCCGAGCUCAAGCCCGACUACUACCAGCUCUCCUUCACCUGUGUACCCUGCGGCCACCGCUCCCACCACAACGUCUCGAAGCAGGGCUACCAUCGUGGCUCCACGCUCAUCACCUGCCCGAGCUGCCGUAACCGCCACGUCAUCAGUGACCACCUCGACAUCUUUGGCGAUCGCAAGGUCACCAUCGAGGACAUUAUGCGCGAGAAGGGCCAGCUCGUGAAGAGGGGCAGUCUUGGCGAGGAUGGCGAUAUUGAGUUCUGGCCCGAGGAGAAAUAUGCCGAGGAAGCCAACAAGUCUGAUUCGAACGAGAGAUCAUGAUUCUUCUCAUGUGGCAAGACUUUAGAAAAGAGCGUAACGGUGUAUGAGAUAUGUAAAAACAUUGGUUGGCGUUGGAUAUAUGACGAUUCUGGGAUACCCUUCUCCAUACAUAGACUGGGGAUUUAUCACUGUGCUCGCAUGGCUUAUCGGAAACCCGCUGUGGCCUGCGCUUUGAAGCUUCAUAUAUAAGAUAGUUUCUGAGAGAACCGUAGUAAACAC
Molecule: messenger RNA, 867 nt
Organism: Ilyonectria robusta
Lineage: Eukaryota; Fungi; Ascomycota; Sordariomycetes; Hypocreales; Nectriaceae
Product: DNL zinc finger-domain-containing protein
Exons: 1
Coding region: 76-648 (190 amino acids)
Biological process (GO): protein import into mitochondrial matrix; protein folding; protein stabilization
Cellular component (GO): mitochondrion
Molecular function (GO): zinc ion binding; protein-folding chaperone binding
Source: RefSeq, a predicted model, not a curated record